AUGUUGGACUUGUUCUCGUCUUCUUCCGCCCAUGGCUCUCCUUCUGACGGCCGGAAGAAUGGUACCCAGAAACGCAUUCCUGCCAGUCUCAUGGAGAUGCGUCGUGAAUCGUUGGCAACGUCGGGCAAGUACAAGCUGCCCACAAUCGAAGUAGGAGAGAUUGACAACAGUCUCUUUGGUAUGACACAACAAGGAAGGAACACUUUGGGCAACAACACUCACAGCAGUACAGUCGACGCCUUGGUGACACCCAGGAGGCAAGGUCCCAAAUCGAUCAAGUUGGCAUUGGAUCAAGCCACCUCGUUUCUGCAGAGGCACAGCAGUCCGCUGCUUGCAGAUUUGGAGAAUGAAAUCGAUGACAGUCCAAGACAACAAUCGUCUGGUGGCAGCUUGCGUGGAUCGCGUACCACUACGGACGGUGCCACCGACAUGCAGUCUCUAAUGCGGACCGGGUUGGCCACUCCACGUCGUACGGAACAACGCAGUCUGGCGGUCAAGCCGGAUGCCUUGUUGAUGCCAUCCGUAUCUUCGAAUCACUCCAAGAGAGUUUCCAAGAUGCGUUCCAAGUCCGGUGAUGGCAGUAGUCCUCAUAGUAAUGGAAGUGAACGACGUCGUCGCCCCGUUCGUCGCAGCAAGAGUGUCGAUGGAGACCAUGUUGCUCUGGCGACGCCCCGAAGAGGGUCUCGCAAGCCCACCGUUCGUAAACCUGGGAGUUCUCGCAGCCGACGACCCGAGGAGGAGCCAGUGGUGGAUGUGGUGGAUUCCUCGAAUAAUACAUCGGCUUCGUCCUGGGACAGCUUUGCCAAUGGUUCCACUACUGGCAACAGCAGCAACAUCCAGAAGAAGUGCCAACCAAAAGAAUGGCUCUGCACUUGUGGAGAGACCAAUGAAGGGGAACAGAACUUUUGUGGCAUGUGUGGCUCAAGUCAGCGAUGGGAGUGCUCGGACUGCGACUUUAAAAACAAAUGCAAGUUCCGCUUUUGCGGAAUGUGCGGAAUUGCAAAGAAGGCAAAGGGCGAGCUCCAGUAA
Molecule: messenger RNA, 1029 nt
Organism: Seminavis robusta
Lineage: Eukaryota; Bacillariophyta; Bacillariophyceae; Naviculales; Naviculaceae
Source: the annotation of a GenBank genome assembly